Molecule: messenger RNA, 2154 nt
Organism: Musa acuminata subsp. malaccensis (wild Malaysian banana)
Lineage: Eukaryota; Viridiplantae; Streptophyta; Magnoliopsida; Zingiberales; Musaceae
Product: endoglucanase 12
Biological process (GO): carbohydrate metabolic process
Molecular function (GO): hydrolase activity, hydrolyzing O-glycosyl compounds
Source: RefSeq, a predicted model, not a curated record
CAAGAAAACAACCCCUGUGGCAUAUUAAGGGGAAGAGGAGUUUGCAUCUCUGUGAUUAGAGAAGUUAGCUUCCGAAACAGCUCAAUCUUCUCCUCGUCCAUCAUCCAAGGCCAGGAUGCAUUCCAUGAACCACUGGGGUGGCUCGUUCGAGAUCCAUGACCCGACGACGGACGACGAGCACAGCCGUAACAUGGACUUGGACCGGGCGGCGCUGUCGCGGCAGCAGCUCGACGAGACGCAGCAGAGCUGGCUGCUGGGGCCGCAGGAGGCCAAGAAGAAGGACAAGUACGUCGAUCUGGGGUGCAUGGUCGUCAAGCGCAAGGUGUUGAAAUGGACGUUCUACGCCGUUCUGAUCGCCUUCGUCGUCAUUGGCGUUCCCAUCACCAUCGCCAAGUCGAUCCCCAAGCACAAGAAAGCGCCGCCGCCGCCCGAUCGGUACACGGAGGCCCUCCACAAGGCCUUGAUGUUCUUCAACGCACAGAAAUCCGGUCGCUUGCCGAAGAACAACGGCAUACCAUGGCGUGGAGAUUCUGGCCUCAAAGACGGCUCUGAAGGAACCGACGUGAAGGGCGGCCUCGUCGGAGGAUACUACGACGCCGGCGACAACAUCAAGUUCCAUUUCCCCAUGGCGUUCUCCAUGACGCUGCUGAGUUGGUCGGUGAUAGAGUACAGCAACAAGUACAAGGACAUCGGAGAGUACGACCACGUCCGGGAGCUCAUCAAAUGGGGAACCGACUACCUGCUCAAGACCUUCAAUUCCUCUGCCACCACCAUCACCCAGAUAUACAGCCAGGUAGGCGGAGCUACGAAUGACUCGGCCUCGCCCGACGACCACUACUGCUGGAUGCGGCCCGAGGACAUGGACUACACUCGUCCGGUGCAGACAGCCAACUCCGCCCCGGACCUGGGCGGCGAGGUGGCCGCGGCUCUGGCCGCCGCCUCCAUCGUCUUCCGCGACGACGGCGCCUACUCGCAGAAGCUCCUCAAGGGCGCGGCCGUGGUCUAUAAGUUCGCCCGCGAUCCCGGCCACCGCACGCCGUACAGCCGGGGGAACCGCUACAUCCAGCCGUUCUACAACUCGACGGGGUACUGGGACGAGUACAUGUGGAGCGCGGCGUGGAUGUUCUACGCCAGCGGCAACAAGAGCUACAUCCAGUUCGCCACCGACCCGAGGCUGCCCAAGAACGCCAUGGCCUUCUUGCAGAUCCCGGAUUUGGGGGUGUUCAGCUGGGACAACAAGCUCCCCGGCGCGCAGCUAUUGUUGACGAGGCUGAGGCUGUUCUUGAAUCCGGGAUAUCCAUACGAGGAGAGCCUGAGUGGGUAUCACAACACCACCGGGAUCAACAUGUGCAUGAAGCUGCAGAGAUUCAACGUCUUCAACUUCACCCCAGGUGGGUUGAUCGAGCUCAACCAUGGCCGGCCUCAGCCACUACAGUAUGCUGUCACUGCUGCCUUCCUCGCCUCCCUGUAUGCCGAUUACUUGGACGCUGCUAAUAUUCCCGGGUACUACUGCGGCCCCUACUACUUCUCCGCCGACAGCCUCCGUAGCUUCGCCACCUCCCAGGUGAACUACAUCUUAGGAGACAAUCCGAUGAAGAUGAGCUACGUGGUGGGGUACGGCCGGAACUACCCCAAGCACGUCCACCACCGCGGCGCGUCGAUCCCGCACAACGGGGUGAAGUACUCGUGCACAGGCGGGUGGAAGUGGAGGGACGCCAAGACGGCGAACCCCAACACCAUCACCGGGGCAAUGGUCGGCGGGCCCGACCGGUUCGACCGCUUCUCCGACUCGCGGCCGAACUACAACUACACCGAGCCUACGUUGGCGGGUAACGCAGGCCUUGUCGCGGCGCUGGUGUCGCUGACGAGCACCAGCAGCAGCUCUGGCGUCGACACGAACACCAUUUUCUCUGCAGUGCCGCCGCUGUACCCUGGAUCGCCGCCGCCGCCGGCGCCAUGGAAGCCUUGAAUGCAGAGGAAUGUGCGAGUCUUCUUCAUGGGCAUGCAUUUAUUGGUCUGUUUCUGUGUACAAAAUAUGCUCAUCUCCAAGCUGAGUUCCUAUUUGCAAUUUGACAUGACAUGUUUGUAGUGCAAAAAGGGGUCAUUUGAAGAACCCAAGACAGAAUCUACUUUAAGACUCAAACAGAUAUAUCA